AUGCGCUGGAUCCUCUGUUGCCCGCCGAACAAAACACAGGCAGAUCCCACCCUGGAGCCCAUUGCGCGACCCGUCAAUCAACAACCAAAGAUGCGGAAACAGAAUCCAGCUAAGGGGGACAAACCCAGCUAUGACAACACGGUGGAGUUGACGGCCAAGGCAAAACAUCGAGAGUUGUCGCCGAGCGCGGCACGUCGUGAGGCUCAGAGUGAGAUUACGCCUUGGGAGUUGGAUACUUGA
This is a messenger RNA of Zasmidium cellare ATCC 36951, 240 nucleotides long. RefSeq lists its product as uncharacterized. NCBI's taxonomy places the organism in Eukaryota, Fungi, Ascomycota, Dothideomycetes, Mycosphaerellales, Mycosphaerellaceae. The coding region runs from base 1 to 240 and encodes 79 amino acids. The record is from RefSeq and is a predicted model, not a curated record. The transcript has 2 exons.